CUCCUUCCGACUCGUUGCUCGAAAGACCUCCUGACGACGACGAUGGCACGGCCUCUGCCGAUCCUGCUUCUGCUCGGCCUCGCCGUCACUCUGUGCCAAGCCAAUCUGACGGACGAGUGCCUUUGGUGCAUGUGCUAUGUCUCUAGUAACGGAUGCAAGAUGCCGGAGCCAGUGUGCCAGAACAACGGCUGGGGGGAGGUGUGCGGCCCCUGGGCGAUGUCCAAGCCCUACUGGAUGGACGGGGGCAACCAGAAUGGAGACUUCUACGCAUGCGCCGAGGACUGGUCUUGCAAUGAAUCCACAGUUCGGAGCUACCUUGCCCGCUACGUAACCAGCCCAUACGCUACAUGCCAGUACUACGCCCGCACUCACGUGGGCGGCCCCAACGGAGGCUCUCAAGAAUAUACCUUGGACUACUGGUACCAAGUCAAGGACUGUCUGGACUAUGGAAUUUACACACCACCCUCAACAGGUUGAAUAAGCCAUGACCUAUCAGAUGGCUAUCAAUAACAACGUUUUCGUAUUGAGUUUUCUGUGCUGAAUAUUUGUGUAUUGAAAAAAUAACAUAAAUUGGAGUUC
Penaeus monodon (black tiger shrimp) is the source of this 579-nucleotide messenger RNA. Its product is annotated as lysozyme-like. Gene Ontology annotation, molecular function: lysozyme activity. NCBI's taxonomy places the organism in Eukaryota, Metazoa, Arthropoda, Malacostraca, Decapoda, Penaeidae. The record is from RefSeq and is a predicted model, not a curated record.